ACUUCAUAUCACAAACUAGCACAAAAAGGAACACAUCACAGAGAAGUAACAGUAUGAUGAAAUACGAAAAGACUGUAGUAGAUCUGGAGGCCGGUGUAGCUGAUGUUUAUCAGCCAACUGUGGCAUCCAUACCGGUGAAAUCGUCCAGCAGUUGGAUUUUGAAGGCAGUCGCUGCAAUCAUCUUCAUCGGCCUCUGUGCCACAGCUUCUGUCUUCUUUGCCUGGCAUAUGAUGAAACAGAACAAAAGGGAAAUUCAAAUCUACGAGUCUGGCCUGCAGACCAGCACACCAUCAGAGCAUGGAACAGUCCUGAAGCAAAUAGCCGAGAACACAAAGGCUGCCAUUCAUUUACAUGGUGAUUUAAAUUCAGGUUCACUGAAGUGGGUCAGCGGUGUGGAUCAGUCCUUUGCGCAGGGUGGCCUUGAGCUGGUAGAUGACAACAUUCACAUUCCCGCAGAUGGCCUUUACUUUGUGUACAGCCAAGUGUCAUACGCUGUAGAGUGCAACUUUGACGAAGACGACGAUGAUGAGGGACCUCAGAAGUACUUAAGCCACAGUAUUAUGCGUUUCUCAAAUGCCAUAGGGAAAGAUUGGAUGCCCCUGCAGAACUCAAUUCAAACCGUCUGUCAUUCAGCAUAUAGCGAGAAGACCACGUACAGCACUGUCUACCUUGGUGCUGUCUUUAGUCUUUUGGAGGGUGAUAAGCUGAAAACCAAAACCACCAGUGUAUCUGACAUUGAGGAAAAUUAUGCCAAAACAUUUUUUGGAGUGUUUGCAUUGUAAGGUUUAUGAUCCUUUUCUAUACAACUUAGUUGCAUGACCUGUUUUACAAACAGGGAUGCCACCAGCAAAAAGGCAAGGCGUUUUAUGUUAAAACUUUGAAAGUAUGUUCUCAGGGCGUUGUUUAGAAGUACUUUGACUUAUGCUGAGAGUCCUUAUUGCAUUUGAAUGUAAUGUUUUGGUUCUAAAAAAGAAUAGAUGUAAUGAGAGCCAUGCACUGAGUACUAUGUACCUAGUCAUGAGUAUACCAAGGGCACUACAACUUUCAUGUUUAUUAAAUACUUUCAUAUUUCGUUGUAGAAAUAGUGAGGAAUGUGAAUGUUCAAAAGAACUAUGUUUUUGCAGCACAAAUAUAUUUAUUUAUAACUUAUAUUAACGUAUUUAAUGUAUUUUAUUGUAUCAUUUGAUUAUUUAUUAACGAGUAUGUAUGCUAUAAUUUCUUGAAUGAACUGUACUUUAUGUCUGGAAGUGCUUUUAUACACUCCUCUCAGAUUCUGACACUUUUACAGUG
This is a messenger RNA of Xyrauchen texanus (razorback sucker), 1290 nucleotides long. Its product is annotated as tumor necrosis factor-like. The record is from RefSeq and is a predicted model, not a curated record. Bases 54 to 782 code for a protein of 242 amino acids. Gene Ontology annotation, biological process: immune response. The transcript is spliced from 4 exons. Gene Ontology annotation, cellular component: membrane. Lineage: Eukaryota; Metazoa; Chordata; Actinopteri; Cypriniformes; Catostomidae. Gene Ontology annotation, molecular function: tumor necrosis factor receptor binding.